AUUUGUUUGCAGAAUUUUGGGUCCGCGGUCAUGCGCGACGCUGGAACUGUGCCAAACAACGUUCGCGAGCUAGAUGAGAAGCUUGGGGACAAACAUCCGGAUUUCUGUUUGACAUGCGUGGAUUUUGGGCUGCCCUACACGAACGAGAACCUGCAAGCUGGAAGGUGGCAGAAAGAGAGCGACACGUAUCCUGGCGACCAAGCAGAUUGGCUGGAUAUGUUGAAGAAGCGCCAGCAAGUGCAAACGGCAAUGGGAAUACAAGCGGAAAAGUGGUCGAAAUAUUUGCAGAACGAGUUUUCGAAACAGCUCGAUCCGGGCAAGCAUACCCAAGCAGGCUUGAGCAAAGUGCACAAAACCCUUCUCGAAUAUCAGAUGGACGGCAUCGAUGGUGAUAUUGCAAAGAUGCAGGUCAGGGUCCGGCAGUUGAUCAAAGAAUGGGAGGCGAAAGUCGAAGCAGCGUCGGACAAAGUAAAAAACGUUACGAGCCAAAAGAUAUGGCACAAGGUCCUGGCAUUCCUUGCAAAAGGAUUGAUGCGAUAUUUCGACACCACCCAGGAGUGCGAGUCCACAUUGAUGGACACAGCGGAAGAGAUUAAAGCUUGUGGCGGCGAGUGUUGGUUCAAUGAGGAAAUGGACCGGCGAAUCACAAAGUUCUGCAAAGAUUGUGGGUUGUUGGCAGAGAGUGACUGCAAGCUCGCUUGCCUUGCGAGUUGGUUUCGUCUCCUGGAUGAGCUGUCGGUCAUGCUGGCAUUCAGCCCGAUGAAGUGUCUCACGAAGUUCCGCAAAACAAAUGCUUUCGACCGCAUGGGAUCAGGGACGGCCGGUACCAUCAACACCUUCGAUGUCAUGGUCGAGCUUCUCUGUGAUAAAAAGUCUGCUCCGUAUGAUGAUGGGAACAAGCAGCCGAAGCCGCCCAUUGUUGGUCUUCUUCACGUGUUCCAGAAAAGAAUGAUGAUGCUGAUGGAAAGGGACAUCGUACAAGGGUUCGAGGCGGUGAAGAAUUCCCAUGAGGGGCGACAAGCAUUCCUAGAGUUUUCCAAGCAGUCUGGCCUCGGAGAAGAGGAGAUGGCUGAGUUGAAAACUGCGCUCAAGACAGCCAUCAUGGAAUACGCUAAGAGAACGGUCGAUCAGUACAUCAAUGGCGUCAAGGAUCUGGAGACGGGCGCGACCAUCCGGAAAUCGGGCAUCUGCGUGACGGCGAGGCCUGGUGAUGCUGCUGGCGAGGGGCCGCUGCACUGGCUCCAGCCCUUUCCGCUGCACUACUUCAACGGACAGCUCCCUUGGAGGCUCUUGCGGAUCCACCCAGACGCAGAAAAAGCGCUGGCAGACGCGGGAGGAUGGGUCGCCGAUCCAGACGACCAGGACGACGUCACCGACGACCUGAUCGUCCCGAGGAAUCCAAAUGGUGAAGACAUGCAGCUGCCUGCGGCAAUUGCAACCGCCGUGCCAGCGCAAUACCAACAUGCACGCAGGGUAGUUUUACUGGUGCCCUCAAGCAGGCCCGGUAUACUUAUCUCGUGCCCGUCUUGGACUCGGCUCUACGGCGCUGUAGUCGGGCGUAGCCCUUGAACGUUGUAUGGUUGUUGUGUUG
Messenger RNA from Prorocentrum cordatum, 1591 nucleotides. NCBI's taxonomy places the organism in Eukaryota, Dinophyceae, Prorocentrales, Prorocentraceae. The record is from the annotation of a GenBank genome assembly.